Molecule: messenger RNA, 2179 nt
Organism: Crotalus tigris (Tiger rattlesnake)
Lineage: Eukaryota; Metazoa; Chordata; Lepidosauria; Squamata; Viperidae
Exons: 5
Coding region: 72-1082 (336 amino acids)
Source: RefSeq, a predicted model, not a curated record
UUAACUAUUCACAUUUUGCAGAAGUUAGACUAAGCUUCUCUUCACUUUUUCUUGAAGUGCCAGUUGCUGACAUGUCACCCAAGAUCAUUCUCGUAUUGUGGUUCCCAAUCCUUUUCUUAGGAGCUGGAGCUUCUGGAGCAGAAAAACUGAAUGGACGCCUGGGAUGGUCUACCAUAUUCAAAGUAAAGACUAAUUUAUCAUUUGUAUCAAUUUCCUGGAGUAAAAUUGUUGGCAGCAAGUCUGAAAACAUUGCUCUGGUGACCUUUGGGGAGCCCUGUGGCCUCCUGGUCCCCCUCCCAGCCUUUGAAAAGAGAGUGAACAUCUCCAAGGACUGCAGAACAUUGUAUCUUGACCAAAUAGAGAAAGAGGACGCUGGCAGAUACACCGCAGAAAUCAUUUCACAAAACAAUACAGUAGUGAAGGAGUCCUUUGACCUGAGUGUUUACAGAGUUACUGAAAGAGAAUAUCUGAAUGGCAUUCUGGGGGAGUCUGUCACAUUCCAAGUGAAGACUAAUCUAUCAUUUGUAUCAAUUUCCUGGAUUAAAAUUGUUGACUUCGAGCCCGAAAAUAUUUCUGUGGUGACCUUUGGGGAGCCCUGUGGCCUGCUGGUCCCCCUCCCAGCUCUGGGAAACAGAGUGAGGGUCUCUGAGGACUGCAGAGGAUUGCAACUCAGCCGUCUAGAGCAAGAGGACAAAGGCUUUUAUGUUGCAGUAGUUUUGUUACCAACUGAAGAGAUAGUAUAUGAGCCCUUUGAUCUGGAGAUUUCUAGGUACUUGCUGGAUUCUGAGAUGAGCGUGAUCUGCACUCCUGAUGGGGCUGGUAAGGGAGCUUGGCAGCUGAAUUGCUCUACAGGGGACUGGAAAGACAGAGUGGAAUUCAGCUGGGACUCCCCCAUCUACCGUCCUUCUCAUGUCCCUGAUGAUCCUGUGAUCAAGGUCACCUCCCAGGAUCUUAAUAUCAAAGUCACCUGCACAGCAGAAAAUCUGAUUAGCAAGGCGUCCAGGACAGUCACCUUGAAGGAAGUUUGUUCCGCAACUGAAGGAGGAGGACCAGUGGCUCGGCUCCACCCCGGACGUGACUGAUUUAUGCCCGACUGUCUCUGUUCUGAAACCUGAAUCAAGACACUUUUGUAAUUCAAGCACAGACAGAUGACUCGAUAAAGAUGAUUGUAAAACAAACAUUUAUUCAGGAAUACUGGUGAACUCACAUUUCUUGGUAGUUUCAUCUGAAAGUUCCAUAUCUGUUCAUCUUUAUAGAUAAAAAAUCAAUAAUUCUUUCACAUCAACUUCUAGCAUGGAAUAAAAUUCUGUGUGUCCUCCGGUGAUAGCAUGCUUAUCUCAGACAAAGACAUUCUAAAUUGCACUUAGCCAGGAUAUCCUGUGAUGAACUUAGUAGCCCCUCCUACUGACCUGUUAAUGUGGGAUUUACUGAAUAGCUAAACUACAUUACCCAUAAGCCAUCUCUUAAGGAGACAGCACUUAACCCUAUAAAUGCCAAACAUUUUAACAUACAGACCCAUCUAACUGGCUGAUCCAGAACAGUCUCCCUCCUGCCUCCCUCACUUCCACACAGGCAUGGUCUUCCUCUGCAGCUUUUAAGGUUCUUUGGGUAAAGGGGGCUUCCAUGGGCAAACAGUGAGAUCUAUUAGCAAUGGCUGGUCCGUAUUGCUUCUCUGUGGCUGCUUUCACUGCUCCUUCUCUGGCCCCUGAAGACCCCCCCAGCAGCACAUUUGCUUUUCUAUUUAAUGUCCAGGAGCUGAAGGGUGAGACCGAGAAGACAAACAUGAGAAACAGAGAAGGUUUGGCCACGAAGGAGCGCGGGUGUGAUUGAGGCCGUCCUCAAUCCAUGGAGGAUAAUUUGCAAAAGUAGGAUAGGGUGGGAAGUUCGAAAGAAACCAAAGGGAAAGUUCUUUUGUUGCUUUCUGGAAGUUUUGAAAUCUGGAUGACUCUUUUCUUUAAAUGUGUGUCACUGGCUUUCCAAUGGGCUUUACCCAAGUGGAAAUGAGGACAAAUAGGAAAAUUAUGCUUUAAUGUAUAAUCAUUUUAAUGCUUUAAUGCUUUGGGAUUUUGAUGUUUAUAAACUUUUGAGUUAUCUGAGAACUUGCUUUGCAAAAAACAUAUCUGUUUUUUCUGUAGCGUGUAUUCUUUCAAUAAAGGAAUGUUCGUUUUUCUUUUAAAAA